Messenger RNA from Pseudocercospora fijiensis CIRAD86, 1003 nucleotides. RefSeq lists its product as uncharacterized. The coding region runs from base 48 to 821 and encodes 257 amino acids. Gene Ontology annotation, molecular function: structural constituent of ribosome. Gene Ontology annotation, cellular component: cytosol; ribosome. The transcript is spliced from 4 exons. The record is from RefSeq and is a predicted model, not a curated record. Lineage: Eukaryota; Fungi; Ascomycota; Dothideomycetes; Mycosphaerellales; Mycosphaerellaceae. Gene Ontology annotation, biological process: translation.
GGUACUAACUUCCACAGCACUCUUCUCCUUGCCAACACACACCCAACAUGGCUGUCGGCAAGAACAAGAGAUUGUCCAAGGGCAAGAAGGGCUUGAAGAAGCGCACCGAUCCCUUCGCCAGAAAGGACUGGUUCAGCGUCAAGGCCCCAUCGACCUUUGCCAUUCGCGAUGUCGGCAAGACGCUCGUGAACCGCACCACUGGUCUCAAGAACGCCAACGAUGCGCUCAAGGGCCGCAUUUUCGAGGUCUCCCUCGCCGAUCUCCAGAAAGACGAGGACCACGCAUUCCGCAAGGUCAAGCUGCGAGUUGAUGAGGUCCAGGGCAAGAAUUGCCUGACCAACUUCCACGGGCUCGACUUCACCUCUGACAAGCUGCGCUCGCUCGUCCGCAAGUGGCAGUCCCUCAUCGAGGCCAAUGUUGUCGUCAAGACGACCGAUGACUACCUCCUCCGCCUGUUCUGCAUUGCCUUCACCAAGCGACGACCGAACCAGAUCAAGAAGACCACAUACGCGCGGUCUUCGCAAAUCCGCCAGAUCCGUAAGAAGAUGACCGACAUCAUGCAGCGCGAGGCCCAGAGCUGCACUCUCAGCCAGCUCACCACCAAGCUCAUCCCUGAGGUUAUCGGACGCGAGAUCGAGAAGAGCACCCAGGGCAUCUACCCACUCCAGAACGUCCACGUCCGCAAGGUCAAGCUCCUCAAGUCGCCCAAGUUCGACCUCGGAAACCUUUUGUCGCUGCACGGAGAGUCUAGCACUGAUGAUGCCGGUAACAAGGUUGAGGGCAACCGGGAGUUCAAGGAGCAGGUCCUGGAGAACGUAUAAGUCAUGCGUCACGGAUUACAUGAUGGCAUUGGGCGACACGGUUCUCAUUUUGCAAGUAGAAGGCAGGCGUUAUGUGAGCAGGGCAAAUGGAAAUGAGCGCAGCAUUUGAAAGCGACCUCAUAGCUCUGCGGCAGGCCAUAGGCAAAAUCAGUUGAAAUGUUCCAAAUGAGCUCGACGUUGUC